UUCACAAUUUCUUCGCCACUUGGUCGGAGAUCCCAAACGCUCGUAUAUAGAUUACGGUAUCAAAGUAAAACGAUCUGAUCUCACAACACAAAACAUUCAUGGCGGACAGAAGGAGGUUUCUUCUGAGACAUAAACCCUUUCUUCUUCUUCUUAUCCUACUUUUAAUGAUUCAAUUGCGAUGUCGAGCAGAUGUUAUAACCCUAACAGAAGAUACUUUCUCCGACAAGAUAAAGGAGAAGGACACUGCAUGGUUUGUGCGAUUCUGUGUUCCUUGGUGUAAGCAUUGUAAUAAGUUGGGAUCAUUGUGGGAAGACUUGGGAAAGGCCGUGGAAGGGGAAGAUGAGAUAGAAAUUGGACAAGUGGACUGCAGUACUAGUAAACCUGUUUGUUCCAAAGUUGAUAUCCAUUCAUAUCCAACAUUCAAGCUCUUUUACAAUGGUGAAGAAGUUGCAAAGUAUCAGGGACCACGAGAUGUGGAUUCCCUUAAAGCAUUUGUUUUGGAAGAAACGGAAAAGGCAGCAACAGCUGCAGAAGAUGUCAGUGACAAAGAGCUGUAGUUUCUUUUAGGUAUGCAGACGAUAACCCAAGUUAAGCAUUUGAUCUACCAUGUACUUGUUGGGAUUUGGAUAUGUCUGAUGUUGAAUCAGGGGAUCGACCCUGAAUAUCGAUUCCAUCUGGAAAUUGUGUUCUUCAAAAAUGGUGUCAGUUACCAACAAACUAAUGCUUUAAUUUACUGGUGUUUCUCACCCUUUUUUUUGGAUCUCACAGAAGCUGGUACGUGCGAAAUGUGGUGCUAAUAUUUCUGGAACCAGAAACACAAUUGAUUUGCAGGCUGUGUAGUAGGGCUCUUGAGUAAAUAAUGAGCUUAUAUCACUGAGCUUUGAGAUCGGUGACAACAAUGCUCGUUAUUUCAAUUGUUCUUCCAGUUAACAAAGUGCACAGAUUGAUAUGUGGACACGAUGCAUACAUUGAUGAACUUUGUACCUACUUUGGCAGCUACUGUGAUGCAGGAAAAAAAAAAUGCUUCAAAGGUGCCAUUUUUCCCGUUACGGAUGGGAAUUUUGCUACAGUUCAAAAUUUUUAUUUUAUAUACUAGAAAUAUUUUGCUCUGCUAGACUCAAUCGCUUGAUUUAAAAUUAUAAAAUGACUUAUUAAAUUAAAAUAA
Molecule: messenger RNA, 1165 nt
Organism: Amaranthus tricolor (Joseph's coat)
Lineage: Eukaryota; Viridiplantae; Streptophyta; Magnoliopsida; Caryophyllales; Amaranthaceae
Product: protein disulfide-isomerase 5-1-like
Exons: 4
Coding region: 99-557 (152 amino acids)
Biological process (GO): protein folding
Cellular component (GO): endoplasmic reticulum
Molecular function (GO): protein disulfide isomerase activity
Source: RefSeq, a predicted model, not a curated record